Linepithema humile (Argentine ant) is the source of this 2009-nucleotide messenger RNA. RefSeq names its product F-box protein 42 (gene Fbxo42). Gene Ontology annotation, cellular component: SCF ubiquitin ligase complex. The record is from RefSeq and is a predicted model, not a curated record. Gene Ontology annotation, molecular function: ubiquitin-like ligase-substrate adaptor activity; protein binding. Lineage: Eukaryota; Metazoa; Arthropoda; Insecta; Hymenoptera; Formicidae.
UUAUAUUUCGAAACGAAUGCUUGCAUGUUUAUGUAUAAGUUAGAUAUGGGUGUCAUUGUGUAAGAGCUAUAUAUACAUCAAUAUAUAUAUAUAAACGAAUAUAUAUAUGUAUAUAUUUGUUACAGAAUUUAUCUUAUACAUAGUUGUCAAAUUUGUCCGAAGGAAGAAUUGUCAAAAUUAUUAUGUAUGACAAAGUAAAUUUAUAUACACUUGUAAAGGAAUGAGGAUAUCUCAAGAUCUCGAAAAUUUUCCGCAAAGUUUAGUCGAUUUAUGUGUCAAAGAAUGGUAUUUGGUUCCAUAUCGUUACGGAUAUUUAUUUGAAGAGAACAUUUUUGAUACACUCAUAACCAUUACUUGAUGCAAAAUGCAGUGUAAAAUUGACAAUCUACCUGACGAAUUACUAGAAUAUAUUCUGAGCUUAAUACCACCGUAUAAAGAUCUUCAGGAAUGCAAGCUUGUUUGUAAAAGAUGGUACCAUGCUACAAAAAAUGUGAUAGAACACAAUGAAGCACAUUUUCAAAAGUCCGUCGCUUUUGGAUCUUUGCAAUGGAAUUCAUUGCCAUCCACACAUUGGGUGCCUACUAUUGGAAAGAGACAUUCACAUUCUGCGUGUAUAUACGAGAAUUCUAUGUAUGUGUUUGGUGGUUGCACUGCUACGUGGACAACAUUUAAUGACUUGUGGCAGCUGGAUUUAGGCACAAGGACAUGGGUUAGACCGAUCACUAUGGGCAAUUAUCCAUCACCUAAAGCUUGUGCUACUAUGCUCUAUUAUAAAAAAAGUUUAAUUUUGUUCGGAGGAUGGUCUCAUCCAUCACCGUACCCUUUGCACCAGCAAUGGAAGUUAUUUAAUGAAUUACAUGUAUACUCUAUAGAAUCAAAUAAAUGGACUGCUAUAAAUACGUUAGAAACUCCACCACCAACAUCUGCACAUUCUGCAACAAUACAUAAAAAUUUAAUGGUCGUUUUUGGUGGUGUUUGUGGUGGAUACAGUUCUAAUGACGUAUGGUGCUUAAAUUUGGAUUCAUAUAGUUGGCACAAACAAACUACGUCAAAUUUGAAACCACAACCACGUUAUGGCCAAUCACAAAUUGAACUGGGAGAGAAGCAUCUACUUGUGCUUGGAGGUUGCACAGGACCUAAUGCUGCUAUGAAUGAUGCUUGGUUAUUAACAAUGGAAGGUGCGUCUUGGACAUGGAAAAAAGUUAAUAUGCAUAAUACAGAAUGGGCACCUACACGUAUUUGGUGUCAUCAAGCUUGUAAAGUGGGGAAUUAUAUUAUUGUACUUAGUAAAAACAGACGUCAAGCCAAAUCAAGUGAUAUGAGCAUCUCAAUGAAAAAGGUUGUUUGUCAACGAAGUACUUCACCACGUUUGUGUGAAUCAAAUCUUUUGCAUGAAAGGCAAGGAAAUUUAUCCGUCAUAGAUAGGGAUGAAAAUGUAAAUGGACGACAUGGAGUAUUUUCCAGAUCAUAUUCGCAAAAUGCACAUGCCUCAUCGCAUAUACCUAAUAUCUCAAAAACAAUAUCAUUGUACAGUGAUAAUGCUCUAAGCAUGGCUGCAUUUCGUGAUCAACCCUUGCGUAGCAGUUCAAAUACCAAUAGACAACGUCAAUUAGAAUCGCUAAGAAGAAUGGAAGAAAAAAUUCGUAACAAGAGAGCGCAACAUUUGAUGAAAGUAUUAAAAAAAUCCGAGAAUACAUUAUCUAUAUUUGUAUUGGAUAUUGCAAAUGUCCUUUCCGAUGACUGUAAUGCUUCGUGGAUCCCCUUGAAGCAAAAUGAUCAUUCAGGACCUGACGAGAGAAUCCUGUACUCUCUUGUAGUGGGAAGAGGAGAGUUGAUAGUUUUUGGAGGUAUUCGUAAAGAACAUUCGACAUUAGGCCACACUGAUGUAGAUGAUUCUGUAGUGUAUAAUGAUCUCUAUUUUAUAAACCCUCCUCGAUAUAUCAUUUAAUAUUGGUAAAUAAUUAAAAAUAGUAUCGUACAAAGUUUUAUUUCAUCUUGCUAAAACUUUG